AUGUUGCGCAGAGCAUCAGCCUUCGCAAAAUUCGCCGCUGGACGCUCGGAGCCGGCCGAUGACACAGCAGCUCCCAAGGAAGUUGACCAAGAGGCAGUGGAUCCCGCUCUAGCGGGCACGCCUGCUUUGGUCGAGCCGGACACCGCGGUUGCCACACCAGCACCGCCGGAUGUUCCGGCAGAUGUUCCUCAUUAUCGCCUUCGAUCAGGUGAUACGGACGAGUCGGAUCCUGAACUGCGAGGACCCCUAACGGCACAAGAUCCAGUCGCUCCAACUCAAGCACACUUUGACGAGCAGGGGAACGUCAAUUCUGACCUGAGGAGCGGUGAUUUGCCAGAUUCUCCAAGUGAGGAGAUUACUGACAACACCUUGACGACCACUGGUCGUCGUCGCAUUUCGACAUCCGAUUCCACAUCAGUCUCAGAUUGCGCCUGCUGCACUGCACCAUUAGAUUCACAAGUCACAGAGGAUGCAGCAAUGGACGAAGAAAGUGGCGCUCUAGCGGCCGAUAAGGCAGAAGAAGUCACAAGUUCUGCGGCGCAGUUCUUUCAAGCAGUUGAUAGGGAACCCCCAGCCUCACCCUGGAUUCUGAGGCAGCUGCCGAAAAACGUUUUGAAGAACGUUACUUGA
Molecule: messenger RNA, 630 nt
Organism: Durusdinium trenchii
Lineage: Eukaryota; Dinophyceae; Suessiales; Symbiodiniaceae
Source: the annotation of a GenBank genome assembly